AAACAUUUCCAUUAUAUCUUUUGACCAUGUGGUUGAUGAUAUUUGAUUUUUCAUGAUAAAAAUAUGUGUUCGGCAGCAAUAUUCAAAUUAAAAUCAACACUCAUGGCCAAUUCAUCACUGAUAAAUAUGGCCAAAUCAUUAUUGUUAAAUGAUAAAGUGAUUGCUUUACCAACAGAUACUGUUUAUGGAUUGGCAGCAAGUAUUGAUAGUACAAAAGGAAUUAAUCGUUUGUAUGAAAUUAAAUCACGCGAUCACAAUAAUCCAUUAGCCAUUUGUUUGGCCGAUGUUGAUGAUAUUGCCGAAUAUGCAAAGAUAACUAUUCCAAAAAGUUUACUAUAUCAAUUAUUACCCGGUGCUAUUACUGUGAUUUUUGAAAGAACAUCCAAAUUGAAUCAUUCAUUAAAUCCAGGAACCAAACUAGUUGCCAUUCGAAUACCUAAUAAUGAAUUUGUACGUGAAUUAUGUCGACAAUCUGUUCCAAUUGCAUUGACAAGUGCUAAUAUAAGUUCGGAACCAAGUUGUUUAAAUAUUCAAGCAUUCGAACACUUAUGGCCAAUGAUUGAUGGAAUAUUCGAUGGUGGACAACUUGGACAACAAGAUCCAAAAGGAUUAGGUUCGACUAUAGUCGAUUUUUCCACUGAAGGAUAUUAUCGUAUUAAACGUGAUGGCUGUGUUUAUAAAUCAACCGUACAACUAAUUGAAAGUUAUCAUCUUAAACGAUUAACAUCAUGAUUUUAUUUUACAAUUGUUUUUUUUUUCAAAAUUUUGUACAUUAUUUUCAUAUGAUGAUUAAAUAUAUUUUUUUAAAUUUAAA
This is a messenger RNA of Dermatophagoides pteronyssinus (European house dust mite), 814 nucleotides long. RefSeq names its product Threonyl-carbamoyl synthesis 1 (gene Tcs1). Gene Ontology annotation, biological process: regulation of translational fidelity. Gene Ontology annotation, molecular function: nucleotidyltransferase activity; double-stranded RNA binding; tRNA binding. Gene Ontology annotation, cellular component: cytoplasm. The record is from RefSeq and is a predicted model, not a curated record. NCBI's taxonomy places the organism in Eukaryota, Metazoa, Arthropoda, Arachnida, Sarcoptiformes, Pyroglyphidae.